Messenger RNA from Trichophyton verrucosum HKI 0517, 2343 nucleotides. RefSeq lists its product as uncharacterized. The coding region runs from base 1 to 2343 and encodes 780 amino acids. Gene Ontology annotation, biological process: regulation of transcription by RNA polymerase II; DNA-templated transcription. NCBI's taxonomy places the organism in Eukaryota, Fungi, Ascomycota, Eurotiomycetes, Onygenales, Arthrodermataceae. Gene Ontology annotation, molecular function: RNA polymerase II cis-regulatory region sequence-specific DNA binding; zinc ion binding; DNA-binding transcription activator activity, RNA polymerase II-specific. Gene Ontology annotation, cellular component: nucleus. The transcript has 3 exons. The record is from RefSeq and is a predicted model, not a curated record.
AUGGCCGAAGGCGCGCAGGCUCCGGGAGCUGCGGAGGACGCUGAGAAAGCGCAGCAGCAGGAAGACGAGGAACCGCGCCCACAACCACAGCCACAGUCACAGUCACAGCAGCAGCAGCAGCAGCAGCAGCGUGAGCAGCGUGAGCAUGAAGAAGAGCCCGAAGCAGAGCAGCAGCAUGAAAAGGAGCCAAAGAAGAAGCGGAAGAGGAGAACGAUUGCAUGUCUCCAGUGCCGGACUCGAAAAGUGAGAUGCGACCUGGAAUUCCCGUCCUGUGGACGCUGCGCAAAGGGACCGUGGCCGGAUGCCUGUGUCUACGAGAACGCUGGACCGACUACAUGGAGCUCGACUGGCACGCUGCCGGCUACACGGUCUCUAUCAAACGAGCAGUCGAGGUCUCGUGCAGACGCGGACGGCCGUGAUGUCCGGGGCGAUGCUUCGAGCUCGCGGCUGAGCGAAGAACAGCGGAUUCGGGAGCUCGAGCGAGUGGUGCUCAGCUUUGCUCAGUCGCAGGCCUACGCAAAGCAAGGGAUGGCAAUGGGCAGACUGCAUUCAAGAGCUGCUGCGGACAGCGAGAUACAGCAUACCCCCUCGCCGCGUUCUACGCAGUAUUCUCGAGACGAGGCUGGAUCUAUAACUACUACUACCACCACCAGGCCGGAUGCACACAGCAGACCACUGUUGGGAGUCAAGGGGAAUAGAACUCGCUUCUACGGACUGAGCAAUGUCGCAAGCCUGGUCACCGAGUUUGGGGAUCUCCGUGCCUAUACCAAAGACUUGAAGAGCAGGUUUCCUGCUUUGGCCAAUAUCCGCAAUCUAAAGGCGCUCAAGAAGGAUCUGGACCAGAUAAGGAGGCCGCUCUCGGGGGAAUCGGCCCUUGAUGCAGUCUUCCUCACCGGAUUGCUACCUGCGCGGCCUGUGACAUACAAUCUGGUCCAGUACUACUUUGCCUUCUCAAGCAGCACAUACCAUGUCCUGCAUAAGCAAACAUUCUACGAACGUCUGCAAGACCUCUAUCAGCAUCCCCAGCAGGCUGCUGCGUCAUUUGUAGUACAGCUGCUACUCGUCUUGUCAAUAGUAUGGAGUGUGGAUGCGCCGGAGCCCGUGGCUCCCUCAAGCGACAAGAGCGUCACCGUAACCCGCAACAUGGCAAUGGAAUGGAUACACUGGGGUGACACCUGGCUUUUCCAUUCGGGAAUAAAACGGCCGAACAUGGUCCUUUUACAGACUCGCUGCCUGCUUGUCCUUGCAAAGGAUGCUAACUAUACCCAAAAGAACCAGGCCUGGGCUGCGACAGGAACUAUUGUGAAACUAGCAAUGUCGGCAGGCUACCAUAGAGAACUCGGGCCAGACGCAAAAGUAUCCCAUUUUGACAGAGAGAUGCGACGGCGGAUAUGGUCUACCAUUGUGGAAUUGGACCUCAAUGCUUCCUUUGACAGAGGGAUGCCGCCUACUAUUCAAGCGGUGGACUAUGAUGCCCUGCCGCCCAUAAACAUCAAUGAUGAAGAUAUUACCGAGUCUUCUACUCAAUACCCUGAACCGAAGCAUUGGCAGAUACCCACCGACUCUUCCUUUCAAGUCACUCUGGCUAGGUCGGUUGACUUACGAUUACGCAUAUGUGCCCUUGUUAAUGCGCCCCGAAUUGCUAUUUCUGCGGCUCAACUGUCAGAACUAGACGAUGAGUUGACACGGCAUCUCUCAGAAGUCCCUCGGACCUGGGAGAGUUUUGAGUCCACAGACCUGCGACAGCGGCAGAGAGUUAUGCUCUGGAGGGCAUUGAUAGACACGCAGCUAAGGCGCAGCCAAUUAUGCUUGCAUUCAUGCUGUGCCUUGAGUGAUUUUCCACCUUCCGUUUCCAACUACUCCUGGAGAGCUAGACUUGAGGUCGCGAUGGAAUUGCUCUGCCAGCAGCAUCAAGUAGUAGAACAGCUGGGCCGACUGGCAUGGCCACUACUUACAAAUACCACCUUUCAAGCUGCGCUCACCUUAUGUCAUUACAUGUACAGGUCUGAUCGUGGCUUCGCUUCAUAUCUUAUCCAAGCAACUUUGCCAGCGAUGACAGAAUCUCUUAUUGCCUUGGUCGAGAAAACAUUACCUCACCUAGAAAGCAAGUUUUUGAUUUUGGAGAAGGGAAUAAGAGAGUAUUGCUAUUUUUGUUUUAUUAUCUCAAUGGUGAAAACGAAGCGGUGGCCUGAAUCGGCCUUAUCACACCAAAGGCUUGCUGUUGAUCGCAUUACCAGCAUGUGCUACAGCAUCUUAUCCCGAGGCAAUGGUGACAGAACCCAGGACGGCGAUAUCGCCAAGGCAAGUGUUCCCAGUGUUUCUUCCAUUGAGCGUGAAUUGUAA